Messenger RNA from Australozyma saopauloensis, 1191 nucleotides. It is a transcript of the gene YBN5, whose product is annotated as Obg-like ATPase. Gene Ontology annotation, molecular function: GTP binding; ATP hydrolysis activity; ATP binding. The transcript has a single exon. The coding region runs from base 1 to 1191 and encodes 396 amino acids. NCBI's taxonomy places the organism in Eukaryota, Fungi, Ascomycota, Pichiomycetes, Serinales, Metschnikowiaceae. Gene Ontology annotation, cellular component: cytoplasm. The record is from RefSeq and is a predicted model, not a curated record.
AUGCCACCAAAAAAGAAGGGAGCCGUCGAAAAGCCUAUCUUGCUCGGAAGACCAGGCAACAACUUGAAAUCCGGUAUCGUUGGUUUGGCCAACGUCGGUAAAUCCACCUUCUUCCAAGCCAUCACCAGAUGUCCUCUUGGUAACCCCGCCAACUACCCUUUCGCCACUAUUGAGCCGGAGGAGGCCAGAGUCAUUGUGCCCUCGGCCCGUUUCAACAAGUUGUGUGAGUUGUACAAGCCAAAGUCCGAGGUGCCAGCAUACAUGACCAUCUACGACAUUGCCGGUUUGACCAAGGGUGCCCACGCCGGUGAGGGUUUGGGUAACAAUUUCUUGGCCAACAUUAGAGCAGUUGAUGCCAUCUACCAGGUUGUCAGAUGUUUCGAUGACCCUGACAUCAUUCACAUCAACGAUGAGGUCAACCCCAUCGCCGACUUGGACAUCAUCAGAGACGAGUUGAGAUUGAAGGACAUUGAGUUCGCCCAGAAGCACUUGGAGGGUAUCGACAAGAUCACCAAGAGAGGUGGUCAAUCUUUGGAGGUCAAGCAAAAGAAGGAGGAGGCCGAGUUGGUCAAGAGAAUCAUCGAGUUGUUGGAGAACGGUGGCAGAGUUGCUAACCAGAAGUGGACCCAAAAGGAGGUCGAGGUCAUCAACAGCAUGUUCCUUUUGUCUGCCAAGCCAUGUAUCUACUUGCUCAACUUGAGUGAAAAGGAUUACGUGCGUAAAAAGAACAAGUGGUUGAUGAAGAUCAAGGAGUGGGUUGACGCCAACUCUCCCGGCGAUGUCAUCAUCCCAAUUUCUGUUUCCAUGGAGUCUCACUUGGCUGGUUUGGAGACCGACGAGGAGAGAGAGGCCUACUGUAAGGAGAUCGGUGCUCAGUCUGCUCUUCCAAAGAUCAUCACCACCAUGAGAACCAAGUUGGACUUGAUUUCUUUCUUCACCGGUGGUGCUGAUGAGGUUCGUGAGUGGACCAUCAGAAGAUGGUACACUGCUCCACAAGCUGCCGGUACUAUCCACACUGACUUGGAGAAGACCUUUAUCUUGGCCCAAGUUACCAAAUACGACGACUUGAUCGAGUUGGGUGACGAGACUGCUGUCAAGGCCGCUGGUAAGUUGUUAUCUAAGGGUAAGGACUACUUUGUUGAGGAUGGUGACAUUUUGUUCGUCAAGGCCGCUGACGGAAAGGCCCGUUAA